This is a messenger RNA of Acanthosepion pharaonis, 6090 nucleotides long. NCBI's taxonomy places the organism in Eukaryota, Metazoa, Mollusca, Cephalopoda, Sepiida, Sepiidae. The record is from the annotation of a GenBank genome assembly.
AUGAACAACGGUGCUCUGAGGAAGCUUUAUCUACUUACACAAAAAGGAAAAACACAUAGAUCGUUCGUAAAGCCGGUUACAGUUGAUGAGAUAAAGCUUUACCAAAGGAAUAUCAUCGCCCUAAGUAGACUAGGGGGUGUGUGCCAUGCUAGGCAAAAAGAAGCCAGUCCACUUCCUGUUGCUGCUGCACUUGAAGCAGAAUAUCAAGCUGUCAUCAUGAGCUUGAUAGUCCACCAGGAGCUGGUUGGAACUACAGCAGUCAAAAUGGCUGCUGAUACUCUUCCUGAAUCCCGAGAAGCUGCAAGUGCAGCUGCUACCACAGCUCAAGAGGAUGUCACAUACCCUCCUCCUGAGGCAUAUGCCAGUUGUUUUGGACUUCCUUAUCAAGUAAAAUUGGACCACAAUUAUGGUGCACCACCCCCUCCUACACCUCCUCAGUCUCCUCCACCACCUCCCCCACCUCCUCCCCCGCCAACAUCCAAACUUAAUGGGCACCUGGAGGUUGAUAUGUCAGUGCCUCCUGUUAAGGAAAAAGAGGCUGAAAUUGAAGACAGUAUAACACGGUGCAUAUGUGACUUCCAGCAUGAUGAUGGUUACAUGAUAUGCUGUGAUAAGUGCAGUGUUUGGCAACAUAUAGAUUGUAUGGGUGUCCGGGACAAUAUCCCCGAAUCUUAUUUCUGUGAAAAAUGUGAACCACGUCAGGUGGAUAUUGAAAAAGCCAAACUUAUUCAAACAAGGAAACUGGAAGAACUAACAGGCUCUUAUUCAGACAUCAGGUAUGAGGCUGUUAAGGGAAGGAACAGGGUUACCGGAGAACACACUGAUACCAGUGCUACCGACACAGAUCCAGAAGAAGUCAACAACCGUAUGAUGGCGGCUUUCGCACAAAAGAACAAAAAGGCCAAGAAAACGCGACAAAAGACUGUGAAGAAAAAAAGAGUGAAAUCUGCCAAGGAAAACAAGAAGGAAAACAAAGAUAAAGAACAAAACAUAAAGAAGCAGAAGGCUUCUCGAGAUACCUCCAAGAAACCUCCUCGAACAAAGGCGGCACGAAAGGUCCAAAUUCCAGCCAAUGUUGACAAUGAUGAUACCAGGGGACCAUGGGACAUAUCAGCAAAACAAAUGGUGCAAGACCAUGAAAAUGAUUAUGAGAGAAAUUAUGAAAAGGCACAGAAAAACACCCUAAGUAUGGCUGUGCUUGAAGCUUUAUCUAAAGUGAAAGUAAAUGGACAGAACACACCUGAGAAAACUUUGAAACGAGACGAGCUGCUGGUUCAGCUCUGUGAACUUGCUCAUCUUCAAAAAAAUAAAAAGGGGUUGCAGGCGACUGAAAAUUUGAAGGAGGGCCAGCUCAUUUCUGAGUAUAUUGGGCAUGUGUCACUAAAAGAAGAAUGUGAUAAUGCAUUUAUGAAAAGGUUACGACCAUUUACUUUAGUUUAUUCAAAGUUGGAAGGUACAGAAUUGUUCAUUGAUGCCAGCUCUUUGGGUAAUGAUUCACGGUUUAUUCGACGGUCAUGCUGUCCAAACGCUGAGAUGCGACAUCAACUGCAGCAAGGUUUCAUUCGUUUCUUAAUUUAUUCCACAAAAAUGAUAUCAAAAGGUGCUGAAAUAACCAUACCAUUUGAUUUUACUCAAGAGGAUGGUGUUCUACACACGGAAUGUGCUUGCUCAAGAAUAAAUUGUCCACUCAACAAACCUAAAAAUAAAAGAAUAAAUAUGAACAGCAGAGCUCGAAGAAAGGUAAAAAAUAAAUCUACACCCGACAAUUCUCUUAGUGAUAUCAAAAUGGAGCCUGGAGUCCCAGGUAAACUCUCCAGCAUGCCUGCCUCCACAAAUGUUGAUACUUCUUCUGUUGCUGCUGCUAUUGCUGUUGCUGCUGCUGCUGACAGUCGCUCCAUGGCCGUUUCAUCAGACAUGAUUAGUCUUCCAAUGUCAACUGCCAGCAGUAAACCUCAGGCUCCCACAUCAGCCAUAUCCUCUCUGGCUCCCUCUACUGGAAAAUUGCAUUCACCUCCUCAUGUUCCUUCAGUUUCUCUAACCCCUUCUCCUGUGAGUAGUACUGUCCCUCCACUUUCUUUACCUGUCCCUUCACACCCUUCUUCAAAUCUCAGCCCUGGAUCAUCUCUCAACUCAUGUUCUAUUUCUCAGUCCCUUCCUCUUUCCAUGUCAAUGCCUCAUCGAGUCAACUCCAUGUCACUGUCAAUGUCUGCACAGUCAGCCUGUACCCUCGAGGAUCUGGCAGCUGUUGCAACAGCCCCCAGUGCUGCCCUGGCAGCCAUUGCAGUCUCUAACAACAGUAACAAUAAUGUAUCUCCUCCUGUGCUGCCAUUGCCUCCGCCCCCACCUCCUCCACCCCCACCCGCACCAUCAGAGGAAGUAGCUGCUGCUGCUGCCGCUGCUGCAGUUGCUGCAGCAGUAGCUGCACCACCACUGCCAACCAAUGUUGAUGAAGAAGUUUCUCCUACUGAAGAUACAUCAGAGCCUCCAAGAAAAAUGACCAGAGAGGAAAGGAAAAUGGAAGCUAUUGUGAAAGCUUUUGAAAAAUUAGAAAAGCGAGAAGAGAGACGAAAAGAAGCUUUAGCCCGGUUAGAAAUUGCUCGGAAAAACCAGGAAGAAAAGAAAAAAGAUUCUCCUGAAGAUGAUGAAAAGGUAGAAGCAAAAGAAGUUAAACCUGAGCUCCAUCCAACUUGCAAGCCUCUAAGUAUAAAAAAAAAGAAGAAAAGUCAUUCAAUAUCAACAAGAAGGCGCAGUCGAGUAAACAGUGGUGGUAGUUGUUCAGAAGCAACAUUAUCACAAGAUGAGAGCAGUAAUCUUGGUAGCAGUCAACCAGUUCUUCCAUCUUCGGUGGCAACAGUGGUCCCCUCUUCACCAGCAGUGGUCCCUGCAGGACAGGUUUCAACACUGCAGACGAGUGUUGUAACCACACCAACUACUGUGGCAGUUGUGCAAACUACAGCAUCUACACUUCCUACACAGUCAAUACCAACUCCACAGCCACAGCAGCAACAAACAACACAACCUGCUUCUCAAACUACAAGCCAAUUAGGUGAUAAUUCAAACACUCCAUCUGGUUUCAAGUUCAAAACAAAAAAGUUGAGUGAGUGGCUUGAGGGCAAAGAUACAAAGACAGUAUUAGCACCUACCAAGACUGAGCCGCUGGAGGUAAACGUUGAGGAAACUGCAUUUGUUACCUGUUUCCACAGUCCACGUAGUUCAAUGGAGCACCUUCAGCGGAGAAUGAGCCACAGUUCAGCUUUAGGGAAAAUGGAUUCAAAUGUUGGAUCUGCGAAAAAGCGUUGGCUACGUCAAGCAAUGCAUGAAACCGGCCCAUCAGGCUUGGACAGUGGCAAGGAUUCCCCACAACCCAUGAAUUCUGUGGUCUGUGAUGUAGCAAGUCCAAAUGCUGUUACUUCUAUGCCAAGCCCUGGAGCAUCUCCUCAAGCAGAUUUUGUCACUCCACUGAAGAAACGAAGAUUUGCCCGGGAGUCUCUUUCAUCUGAGCAACCACUCAUGUCCACUCCGUCCACACCUUCACCAUCACAGAUACCCAACCUUGAUACACCUUCAGCAUCUGCUUAUUCAUUAAAUUUUGAAGAAUCUGAGAUUAGAGCUAAUCAGCAACUGUUGAAGAUUACAUCAGAAGAUAUGCAUUUAGAAAAAUACAAGGUGAACACAAAUGAAUUAAAUCAUCAUUCUGGAAUGGGAUCUGAACUCAGGGACUCUGUUGAAAGUGACACCUGUGAAUCACAGCCACAGCCAUUUUUAGGAGUGAGCAGUGAUUCAACGCGUGGCAUCUCCGACAGUGAAGAGACCAAUGGGCCUGAAGGUCUUGAGAGCUUGGCUGCUGCUGCAGAGCAAUGCAGUGCUGUCGAUGUGUCCUCAUUUGCUGCAGCUUCCAGAACCAAUUUCAUGCUGCAUGGUACAACUCAACUCCCAAAUUCAACUGCUGAGAAUUUAAAGUUGGAACUUGAAGAUGACGAGACGCUGGAUGCCACAGGCAGCGAACUGGGAAUACGGACCAGUGAUGGAGUUGGUGGUGGUAGUGCUUGUGGCAGUAAUAAUACAGACUCUAUUAUCAGAGCACCUAGCCACCAGCCCACCCCAAAUACUCCACAUUUAUCUGAAAUGUGUGUUAGCAUUAAAAUGACUGCAUACGAAAAAGACCAUUCACUACGCAACGAGGUUUCAUCAUCAGAGACGGAUGUUCUGUCUGCUGUUACCACUUAUGGUCAACCAUCAAUUGCAGCUGAAAUGGAAACAGUGCACACUACUGCAAUUCCCACUCCCCCAGUUGCAGUUUCUGUUCCUGGUUUAGCAUUAGAAUCUAUACCUGCAAAAACUCCCUCAAAGAAAAAGGUUAGUUUACUUGAGUAUAGAAAAAGAUUAAAAGAAAAGAAAGAUCCCCCUGCCUCACCUGUGUGUUCCCAAGGGAAGACUAUCACUGCAAUCUCUACCCCAGUCCCUGCAGAUAAAGCUCCUACACUGGCUGUGCUGCCUCUUUUUGUGGAGCCUGUCAGUCCAGCCAAAGAAAAUGACCAAACAGAAGUCAAAAUUGAACAUCGAGAGAAAAAAACAGAAAGCAGAUGGCCUGAGAAACCAAUGAGCUUAACAGAAAGGUUGAGGCAAGAAUUUGGAUUGGAAGAAAGUGAUGAGGAGGAAAAUAAAACUGAAUUGAAAUGGCAUUGCAAAAGGCAGUCUGUACAAACUCCCCCGCCCCCUCCACCACCACCUUGCAGUGUACCGCCUCAUCUACAUCCCCCUGGCAAACCUUCUGGUGAGGAAAUGAUAUCAGAACCACUACCUGUGGCAACUAGUCGUCCUGUUUUACCUGCUACGCAAUAUCCUCCUCCACCUCAGGCUCCUGUACAUAGUAGUGGACCGCCUGUGUUACCAAGCCGACCACCUUUGCCUCCACCACCACCUCCACACCAACCCAGGCACCUAAUACCAACUCCAGGUGCUCCGCUUCCUCCUCCUCCACCCCCUCCAUCAGCGGUUCCUGUGUCAGAGAGUCCAGGAAUUCCUUCUCUCAUGUCCAUUCAGACAUAUCAUCAGCGAUUCCAAGCUCCUGCUGGUCAACCAGGACCACCCCCGCCCCCACUGCCUCCACAAGGUCAGCCUCCACCACCACCACAAGUUCCACCUCCAGGUGCUGUGGUGUCUGUGACACCACCUCCACCACCACCGCCCAUGCCCCCAAUGUCUUCUCCUCGGCCACCAAGACCUCCUUGUGUAGUGGGACCACCUCUUCCACCCCCAACCGUACAACCAGCUCCUCAGCAGCAACCCCCUCCUCAACAGCAAGCACAACCUCAGCAGCCACCACCUCCUCCACCACCACCACCACCUCAGAUUACUCAACAUCAUUCACAUUAUGCCUAUCAAGGUGUAGCAUCGAGUGCAUCUCAUCCACUUCAGUCUCCUCCUCCACCACCACCACCACCGCCACCUCAAAACACUCAGUUCAGCCAUCCAGCUUCUGCACCAGCUGCUGUCACAACUCAGCCUCCACAAUAUCCUCCAGGGCCACCACCACCUGUUUCUCAGGCAUCUGCACCAUAUGGGCCACCUCCUCCACAGAUGCCAGCUCCUACAAUUCAACAGCCACAAUUUGGGCAUCCACCUCCACCCCCUAAUCCCUGUCAAGGACAAUCUCUUGUACUUCAAAACCAGGGUACCACCAACUUUCAAAUGCCUCCGCCCCCUCCUCCUCCACCACCGCCACACGGGACCAACUUCGUGAGGCAACCUCCCCCACCACCGCAGGGAAUUCUGCCUCCACCUCCUAAUGGUGGAAGCUUCCCUCCACCUCUACCCCAACAUGUGGCACCUCCCUAUGUGCCCCCUCCAGCUCCAACAGGAAAUCCCUCCAGCCACCCACCACCCCAAACUUUUCCCCCAGCACAGACACAACAGCCACCUCCCCCUCCUCCACCACCACCACAGCAACAACAGCAGCAAUCUCAACAACAGCAACAACAGCCACCUCCACAGUUCUUUCUCUCUCCUACUUUCUUUCUUCUUCAACUGACCCCUUUGCCCCUUUCCAUCUUCAAAUUCUUCUGCAUUGUCACUAUUGCUGGGUUUUAG